UUUCUUUAAUCAUUACUAAGUAGAUACACGAUAACGAAAACGAUCGAACGAUUAAAGUAAAUCAAAAGACAAUCAGGAUUCGAAACGGAACGUUCGAAGAACAGUCCCUCUUGCAAACAUAGUAAUCGAUCAUCGCUAUGUCUAACAAAGAGGAGUCGAAAGACACGUUGUGGAAGUUGCAAGAGGGAACGUGGACAAUGUGUAUAGCGGAAGUGGUUGGUACCGCAAUAUUAAUUUUCAUCGGUUGUAUGGCGAGCAUCGGUUCAAUGUCGACCGUUUUACCUCCCCCGCUCCAGAUGUCGAUAGCAUUCGGCAUGACCGUGAACCUUAUUAUUAUGAUGUUGGGUCACGUUAGCGGAGCUCAUCUCAAUCCAGCUGUUACGAUCGGUGCAGUCAUCGUAGGCUUAAAAAGUAUUCCCACGGGUACCUUGUACAUAGUAGCACAGUUCAUUGGAGCUACAUUAGGAUACGGAGCGUUAAAGAUAAUAACUCCACCGGAAUUAUUUCACGAUGGAAAUCCAAAUUCCACGGUCGGUCUUUGCGUUACCGUUAUUCAUCCGAGCGUCAGUGUCGUUCAGGGAAUUCUUAUUGAAGUUCUAUGCACAUCUUUCAUACUAUGCGGCGCUUGUGCAACGUGGGAUCCAAGAUGCUCUCAUACCACCGAUUCCACGGCUAUUAGAUUUGGUUUUUCUGUCGUAGCUAUCUCUUUAGCGGCGAGUCCUUAUACGGGAUGUAGCAUGAAUCCAGCUCGAACUUUCGGACCUGCAUUUUGGAAUAGCGACUGGACGAAUCAAUGGGUUUAUUGGUUUGGACCAACAGUCGGAGCAAUGCUUGGAACGUACACGUAUCAAAUCUUCUUUUUGGAGAAGCCGCGAGUAAAAAACGCUUAUGAAUCAUCGACCGCCGACAUGAAGCUUAUGAAAGAAAUGGAAUCAAUCAAAUAUUCGGAACUUGAAAUUGUCGAUGGAAAGUAAGGAUAGGUAAAAAAUGACAUACAUCGAAUUAGAUUACUUAAAGAAUAAAUAAUUUUAUCGGAUGCCUUAUCACAUUAAAAAGGGAAAAGGAACUAUUCUCAAAAAUUUUUCUGUAUUAUCUACGCUACGUAAGAGAUCAAAAAAUCAUUCCUAGACAUUAUACUCAUCGACACUCUCGAAUGAUUAUACGUAGGUAUAAUCAUUUUCAAGAAGACUUUGCGACGUAGUAUUUGCCUCUUUUGCUAGAUGGCAUUGUUCGGAAUUGUAUAAAAUCAUUGACUAUAUAGUAUAUAGUACAUAUAUAGUAUAUAUAUUAUAUAUAUGUAUAUAUAUAUAUAUGUAUAUAUCUUGUAAAGUGCAUCGCACACCUAACGAUCUGAUUGCAUUCCAAUUUUUUUACUGAAUCUACGAAACGCAACAUUUUUAUUUCGACUUCAUCGAUGAUCGAUCCUUCUAUAGACGUACGAGAUGUGUACUAAAAUAUUAGUUGAAAAAGAGAAAGAAAGUUUACGUUCUAAGUUAUGGAAACUCCAAGAAGGAUUAAUGUUUCGAAGCGCAUUAUUCAUAGAAACGAGGGAUGUCAUACGAACGAGGAGAGUCACGACAAUUUUACAUUUGUUUUGUUAAGUUUACCCUUUCGAAAGAACUUGAUCGUAUCAUGUAUAAUUGUUCUUAUAAAUUCAUACGAGAUUAAUGCAAAAUUACGAAGAAUUAUUAAAUCAUUCGUAUCGAUCCUAAUAUUAUAAAUCUAAUCUCUAUAUUGCAAAUGACAAUUAUCAAGUUUUCGUUAAUAGUCAUCAACGUGUACUGAACAAGAAUAACAACGUGUUUUCUAUAAAUAUAUAUAGCUCUCACGUUGCACUUAUCGAUUAGUCGCAGUACCAGUAGGUAGAAUGUUCUGGAACAUCGAGAAGCGCCCGGACGGCUGCGACCUGAAGAUCAUACGCAGAGAUUUUUCAAACAACUUCGUAAUUAAAUAAUUCUUCCAUAAUUUUGUAUAAAAUUGUAUGACAAUAAUCGAAUCAGAGAAAUAAGUAGAUAAAUUGAACGUAUAAAAGUUGGAUUAUUCUUCUUUUUGUUAUCAUCGGCAAAGUUAUAAUAUAUUGAUUAUAAACAA
Vespa mandarinia (Asian giant hornet) is the source of this 2091-nucleotide messenger RNA. RefSeq names its product aquaporin AQPAe.a. The record is from RefSeq and is a predicted model, not a curated record. Gene Ontology annotation, biological process: transmembrane transport. Gene Ontology annotation, molecular function: channel activity. Gene Ontology annotation, cellular component: plasma membrane. Lineage: Eukaryota; Metazoa; Arthropoda; Insecta; Hymenoptera; Vespidae.